Messenger RNA from Cryptococcus wingfieldii CBS 7118, 642 nucleotides. RefSeq lists its product as hypothetical. The record is from RefSeq and is a predicted model, not a curated record. The transcript is spliced from 4 exons. The coding region runs from base 1 to 642 and encodes 213 amino acids. NCBI's taxonomy places the organism in Eukaryota, Fungi, Basidiomycota, Tremellomycetes, Tremellales, Cryptococcaceae.
AUGCCCACCGCAACAGCCACCACCCCCACUCUCCCGGCCAACCCGCCACAAGCAUGGGCGAAACCGACCCUGUCCAACACGUACGGCGGCAAGACCUACGAAGCCACCCAUCCCCAGCUGUUUGCUGUCGAGUUUACAGCCGGAAAGGGUUUGGAGGAAGGGUAUGCCAGUCGGCUGGUCGCUGUCAGGAACUAUAGCCCGGGAGAGGUGAUCACACCGUUGACAAACAUCUCCUUGGCGCCCGAGAAGGCGUAUUCUUCCGUGCAGUUUGGCCCGGGCCCUAGAGACCACCUUGAGCUCAACUCUGAUCUCUUAUUCAUGAACCACUCGUGCUCGCCCACAGCCCAAGUCCACCUCCCACCCGACCAAUCCCAAUGGGCCGUCCACGCCUCCUCCCACGGCAACGGUAUCAAGAAGGGCGAUGCUCUCACAUUCUUCUACCCGAGCACGGAAUGGGAUAUGGCUCAAGGAUUCGAGUGUGCUUGUGGUUCCGACAACUGCUUGGGGCAAGUGUACGGCGCAAAGCACAUCCCGGUUGAAGAGCUGAAGAAGCGGAGUUUCAUCAAUGAGCAUAUUCUGGCACUCAAAGAGGGGCAACAGGGGUCUGGCGUCGUCGGAGCGAGGGGCUUGUGUCGAGCCUAG